AAUGAUGAUACCACAUUUCUUGUACAUUUUUCCAAAUCUUUUACUUUGCAUCCAUCAAGCUACUCAAGCAAACUUGUUGAAUUUAGCAAGAGGUAAGUUAUCCUUUCAGAGCUCUACAUAUGGAGGCGUUACAGCACCCAUGGAACCUGGUUUUGCUAUUGAUAGUAAUGUUGGUGUUUUACUUACAAAUGAAAACAAUAAUUGCUCAAGAACAAGUAAACAUAGUUCAGAAAAGUCUUGGUGGUCAGUUGAUCUUGAACAAAUUUAUAGUAUUACCGAAGUAUGUCUUCUCAACGUAAAUGACAAUAUCUACGACAGACUUCAGCAAUUUCAUAUUCUUCUUGGGAAAUUUCCAAAUAAUGAGAAUAGCAUAUGUAAAUUCGUGACUGAUCCAGUGAAAAGACCAACUUCAACAGAUUCUUCUCAGUACAGCUGUUAUUCUUGCAAUCCUGAUUCUAUAGGCUCUUUUCUUACAAUAAGAUUGAUAGCUGUUGAUAUAGAGUUGAUACUAUGCGAUGUAAAUGUUAGAGGAAAGUUAAUCAAUGACAAAAGAGAAACUCCACAUUCAUUUAAACAUUACAUCACUCAAGCAACAUUGAAUGACGUUUCUCUAUCGACAAACCAAUUAGAUUUAUUAAAGGAUGAUGUUUACUAUAUUAAUGAUAAUGAUGGACAAAUAUCUUUGGCGUCAAACGAUGUACUCGUUCUCACUACAAAGCUUGUUCAUAUUAAUUCACUGUGUCUAAGAGUGUUUCAUGGAACAAAUUCGAAACCUGGAAUUUUAAUUAAAAUUACUAAUUUUCUAACUGGAACAAUAACCUCAAAAGAGAUACCUGGCGAUUUUAAACAUUCGCACACAGUUUGUGUCCAAUUCGGCUUUCUCCUGACAAAAAACAUAAAAAUAGAAUCGCCAGAUAGUCGAGGUUUGGCAGAAGUUGAUCUAAUUGCAGUUUCAUCUUUAACACAGAAAAGUUAG
Molecule: messenger RNA, 976 nt
Organism: Dimorphilus gyrociliatus
Lineage: Eukaryota; Metazoa; Annelida; Polychaeta; Dinophilidae
Source: the annotation of a GenBank genome assembly